Molecule: messenger RNA, 2759 nt
Organism: Ictalurus punctatus (channel catfish)
Lineage: Eukaryota; Metazoa; Chordata; Actinopteri; Siluriformes; Ictaluridae
Product: tripartite motif-containing protein 16-like
Exons: 6
Coding region: 110-1777 (555 amino acids)
Molecular function (GO): protein binding; zinc ion binding
Source: RefSeq, a predicted model, not a curated record
UCUCAUUCUCUCUCUCUCUCUCUCUCUCUCUCUCUCUCUCUCUCUCUCUCUCUCUCUCUCUCUCUCUCUCUCUCUCUCUCUCUCUCUCUCAGUGUGUGAGUGCUGGAAAAUGGCAGAAUCCAGUAUUUCAGUAGAUCAGGAUCAGUUCAGCUGUCCAGUGUGUCUGGAUCUCCUGAAGAAUCCAGUAGUUACUUCCUGUGGACACAGUUUCUGUAAGGUGUGUAUUAAUGGCUGCUGGGAUCAGGAGGAUGUGAAGGGCGUCUACAGCUGUCCCCAGUGUAGAGAGACUUUCACUCCAAGGCCUGUUCUACGCAGGAACAACAUGCUGGCUGAAGUGGUGGAGAAACUGAAGAAGACUGAACUCCACGCUGCUUCUCCUGCUCACUGUUACGCUGGACCUGGAGAUGUGGAGUGUGAUUCCUGCACCGGGAGAAAAUGCAAAGCCGCCAAAUCCUGUGUGGUGUGUCUGGCCUCCUUUUGUGAAGAUCAUCUUAAACCUCACUUUCAGUCUCCUGCCUUUAAGAAGCACAAGUUAGUGGAAGCCUGUGCAGAGCUCCAAGAGAAGAUCUGCUCUCAGCACGACAAACUGAUCGAGAUCUUCUGUCGUACUGACCAAAGCUUCAUCUGUUACUUGUGUUCGAUGGAUGAUCACAGAGGCCAUGAUACGGUUUCAACUAAAGCAGAAAGAAUGAAAAAACAGAAUGAGCUACAGGAGGAGCAGAUGAAAUCCCAGCAGAGGAUCCAGGAGAAGCAGGAGAAGGUGCAGGAGCUGAAACAGACUGUGGACACUAUUAAGAUGCAUUCACAGGCAGCAGUAGAUGAGAGUGAGAAGAUCUUUACUGAGAUGAUCAGCUCCAUGGACAAAAAGUGCUCGGAGGUGAAGGAGCAGAUCAGAGCUCAGGAGAAAGCUGAUCUGAGUCGAGCUGAACGACUCCUGAAGCAACUGGAGCAGGAGAUUGCUGAUCUUAAGAGGAGAGUCACUGAGCUGGAGCAGCUUUCACACACACACGAUCACAUCCACUUCCUCCAGAGUUUCCCGUCUCUCUGUGUUUCUCCUGGAUCUGAGGACUCACCCAGCUUCACUGUCCAUCAACAUCCCUCAUUUGAUGGAGUGAGGAAAUCUCUCUCAGAUCUGAAAAAACGAGUGGAGGAAAUCUGUGAGGAGGAAUUCAACAAAAUCCGUCCACAAGUUGCAGCAGUUCAGAUGAUUUCACUCUCAGAACCAGAGAGCAGAGAAGAUUUUCUGCAGUAUUUCUGUUAUCUGACUCUGGAUCCCAACACAGUAAAUCAUGACCUCAUUCUGUCUGAGAAGAACAGAGCAAUGAAGCGCAAGGGGAGAAAACAGCGAUACUCUGAUCAUCCAGAGAGAUUUGACUCCUGGCUUCAGGUGUUGUGUAAGGAGAGUGUGUGUGGACGCUGUUACUGGGAGGUGGAGUGGAGCAGUGUUGUGUACAUAUCAGUCUCAUAUAAAGAGAUCAGCAGGAAAGGACGGGGUGAUGAGUGUGUAUUUGGAUUCAACAGUCAGUCCUGGUGUCUGUGGUGUUCUUCUUCCUCUGUCUCUUUCCGGCACUACUACACACAGACUGAUCUCCGAGGUCCAGCGUCCUCCAGAAUAGGAGUGUAUGUGGAUCACAGUGCAGGAACUCUGUCCUUCUACAGCGUCUCUGACACGAUGAAGCUGCUCCACAGAGUCCACACCACAUUCACUCAGCCUCUAUACGCUGGGUUCUGGAUGUGGAGUUCUGACUCGACUGUGAGGUUCUGUGAUCUGAAAUGAAAUGUUGGUAAAAGUUUUUAGAAUUAGAAUGGCACUUUUGUGUGCAGAAACUGUAACAGUUCCACAUUAUUAUUAUUAUUAUUAUUAUUAUUAUUAUUAUUAUUAUUAUUAUUAUUGCUAUUAUUAUUAUUAUUAUUAUUAUUAAAAUGUUUUGGAUAAAUAAUUCAUACAUUAUGACGGCGGUAAAUCUAUCUAUCUGUAUAUCUAAAAGUAUUGGAAAACUCUAAAUCUCUAAAGCUAUAAAUUCAUGCUAGCAACAUGCUAUUUCAUGUGAGCAAUAUGCUAAAUCAUGCUAGCAACGUGCUAAAUCAUGUUAGCGACAUGCAAAUUCUUGCUAGCAAGAGGCUAAUUCAUGCUAGCAAUGUGCUAAACCACCCAGUACACCCUAGCAACUGCUUAGCAACACCCUAGUAACCAGCCAAAACACCCUAGCAACCACCCAUAACACUCUAGCAACCACCAGUCUGUCUGUCUAUCUAUAUAAUCAACUCUAUAAUGAUUGUCACUCUGUCUAUAUUUCAGACUCUCUUUCUCAAGCCAACAUCAAAGUUUGUUGUGAUGAACUUUACCUAUCUAGUUUUAUUUUAUAUCUUUAACCAUUUUCUGGUCAGGAGUCAGGAAACACACAGUGCACUCUGAGAGCAUAAACAACAAUUUCAGAAGUUUUUAAAAAUAUAUUAAUAAGUAACUACUAUAUCUCAUUGACACACAAGAAUUCAGAGCCUUUACUGAGACACUUGAAACUGAGCUCAGGUGCAUCCUGUGAUCAUCUUAGAGAUGUUUCUAUAACUUGAUUAAAGUUCUCCUGUGGUAAAUUCAGUUGACUGGUGUAGGGGAAAUGGGUCUGUUUAUACAGGAAGCACUAGAAAUGUGGGGUACAGUCAGGUCCGUAAAUAUUUGGACAUUGACAAAGUUAUUGUUCAUUUUAGCUGUCUACUACAGUGUAUUGGAGAUGACAUUAAAGAAUGAAUAUGAGCUCAAA